Molecule: messenger RNA, 1431 nt
Organism: Amphimedon queenslandica
Lineage: Eukaryota; Metazoa; Porifera; Demospongiae; Haplosclerida; Niphatidae
Product: galanin receptor type 2-like
Exons: 3
Coding region: 1-1389 (462 amino acids)
Biological process (GO): G protein-coupled receptor signaling pathway
Cellular component (GO): membrane
Molecular function (GO): G protein-coupled receptor activity
Source: RefSeq, a predicted model, not a curated record
AUGGAAGACAACUUUACUUUUACCGGUAAUUUCAGCACUCCAGCAGUAGCAGCAGUGCUUUCUGUUGAGACAGUAGCUGGUUUGGUUGCCAAUUUUAUCAUACUAUCUAUCACACUCUAUCAAAGGAAGUCCUUGAAACAACCAUCAACAAUAUUCUUCACUUCUCUCAUACUGGCACUUCUAGUAUUGCUACUGGUUUACCUUCCUCUGUCAAUCAUUGCAAUAGCAGCUGAAGAGUGGAUUUUUGGCAGUAGCUUUGAAGAGAAGAGUGCAACCUGCUCUUUUGCUGCGUACAUUUUCUGGUAUUGUCUAAUGGUCAUAACGUUAACACUAGAUGCUAUAUCAUUUGAUCGGUUUCUCUUUAUUGUCAAGCCACGUCUUCACAAGCGGUUCAUGAGACCCUGGUUCAUGAAUGAACAGUCUCUAUCGACUACACCUGAUGCCUAUACAUCUCAAAAGAAAAGACUCUUUGGAAUAUUUGGGUCAAUGCUGAUUGUCUAUGGGAUAUGCUUCACCCCUGGUACCAUUAUGAUUAUUUUAAUUCCUAUUGUUGACUCUCCUGCUGAAUUGUUCGUGACCAGCUAUGUUUGCAUUCUCUUCAUUACUGUGGCUAAUCCUAUAGUGCAGUCUUACUUCAGGCCCGAGAUUAAGACUGUUGGUGAGUGGAUUUUUGGUAGUACAGAUGAGGAGAAGAGAGGGACGUGUGCCUUUGCCGCCUUUAUAGUUUGUUACACUGUCCUAGUUCAAUCAUUCACACUAGCUGCUAUAUCAUUUGAUCGGUUUCUCUUUAUUGUCAAACCACAUCUUCACAAGCGGUUCAUGAGACCCUGGGUAGCACUGACCCUCACCAUUGCUAUAUGGAUACUGUCUGCUCUAUUUGGCUCUACUCCAUUCUAUGGGCUAGGAAAAUUUGCGUACUUACCAAAUGUUGGCACGUGCUCUCCUGCAUUUACUGAGUACUUUUUUGUUGGCUAUUCUGCAGCCAUAGAAGUUGCUGUUUUUCUUUUCAUCAUUAUCACUUCUGUAUGGACAUUUUGUUUCACGUAUAAGUUCAUACGUGAUCAAUCAGCAAUUGGAGAAGAGAGUGUGUAUUUGUCACGAAAGAAACGACUGGUUGGGAUAUUUGGUGCAAUGCUUCUUGUCUAUGUAAUUUGCUUAUUACCUAUUUUUACUGUGGCGAUUCUUUUUCCUGUUGUUGACAUUAGUAGUCACGUCGUAGCUUCUGUUGUCUUUGUCUUGCAUUUGUUUACUGUCAUUAACCCGCUAGUUCAGUCUUAUUUUAGACCCGGCUUCAAGGACUUAAUCCUGACUGUUGUCAUGAAGUGGCCAAAACGUAGGCUAACAAAUGCAAUGCUGAGAUUAAACCGAAUGCCGAAUCAGUCCAACUAAUCCUGUCAUUAUCAUCAGUAUUAUUUAUUUUUAGCAGUCUUA